AUGAGCAUGGACGCUGGCGGUCUCGCUCAGAUGACUUUUAACGGUUUCUCUUCCAACGGCCUUGGCGCCCCCAGCUCUGGCUUUGCUUCUAGAAACAGGGGAGGUCACAACCACAAGCGCCUCAGCGUUGGUCUCCCUCAGCAUAUCAACCCUGCCGAGAACCACGCCGACUCCAAUCCUACACCUCGCACCUCGCGAUCGCACCUCCUCGCCGGUCUUCGUACCGCUCCCAAGACGCCCUCCGUGCCUGCUUCCGCUCCUUACAACCAGCUAGACUACCAGUCUCAGCUGACCACCGCUGCUAGCUUCAGUGGCAACCACUACGGUGGUCGUCAGCAACAACAACAGCAGCAGCAGCGCCAACAACAACAUCAGCACAUGUAUUCGAUGCCCGAGCAGGUCUUGGCCCCACCUACCUUCUACGGCCAGGAGGCCGAGAUGGACCCCAACGUAAUGGAACAGCUCCAGCUUACCAGCCUGUUCCUCGCUCAGCGCCAGCAGCAACUCCAGCAACAGCUUGCGGCUAUCACUGCUGCCGCCAACACUGCUCAGUUGCAAGGCUUGAACCUCAACCAGUUCCAGCAGCCCAUGUCUCAAGUCAAUGCUUAUGGUCAGCAACGCGCUCAGCAACAACAGUCGCCUAUUGAGGUCCCUGGCCAACCUGGCCUAUACCUCGUGUACAACCCCAUGACUGGCCAGUACCAAUACGCAAUGGACAACAGUGCCCAGUCGCCCAUGUCGCCGGUCUCGCAGAACCAGAACGGCUUCUUCAACAUUGACACCCCUCAGAAACAGCAACAGCCUGUCUUCCGUGCCGAGAUCUCGCCGCCACCCACUGAGCGUCCUACUCCCACCGGCUCUCGCUCUAUUACUCCUCCUAAGAAGACGUCUUCACCUGCGUCGAGUCUUGCUCACGUCGAGCCGCUCCCUCCUCCGUCCGCCAACGCCUUCCGUCGUGGUCACAAGAAAGCAUCUUCUCUUGCCAUCAACGCCCUGACAGGAACAUCUGAUGGCCCUAAGACAAGCAACGUUGCUACUUUCGGAUCUGCAAGAACCGUAUUCCCACCAACCCCAAUGACAGGCACUUUCGGACCUGGUGCUGCUCGUGCUGGAGAACACCCUAUUCGCCAACCUCGUGGCCCACCUCCGCUUGAGGAGCUUAUCGCUCUGCCCACCAGCAAGCACGAAGGCAGCAAGAACUUCGCAACUCGUCAGCGUCGUCGUGCCCUUGACAACCUCGUUCGCGCUGGCUCAUUCCGUCGUGCCGUCAGUGGUUCUCCCCGCAGUAGCCCUGCCAGUGAGCGAGAGCUCAACUUCCAGUCAGAGGAGGACGAGCCCUGCUUCCGCAAGCAGAGCCCCAUUGGCAGCGAGCGCAACGCCAAGAGAAGCUCCAAGGAUAGUCUCGAAGGUCUUGGUGCAGGUGGCGCCGUUCAGACUCCAGUCAGCGAGAAGGGAGACGCAUUUGACAUGGGCUCUUUUGCCAAGCAGCUUCCCAGCCCUAUUCAGCAGGGUCUUGGCCGCAGACACAUGAUGCUGGGCUCCGUUCUCAGUGCCGCUGAGAAGAGAAAGAGCAUGUUUUAG
Aureobasidium melanogenum CBS 110374 is the source of this 1581-nucleotide messenger RNA. RefSeq lists its product as uncharacterized. The transcript has 2 exons. NCBI's taxonomy places the organism in Eukaryota, Fungi, Ascomycota, Dothideomycetes, Dothideales, Saccotheciaceae. The coding region runs from base 1 to 1581 and encodes 526 amino acids. The record is from RefSeq and is a predicted model, not a curated record.